Messenger RNA from Hippoglossus stenolepis (Pacific halibut), 1783 nucleotides. RefSeq names its product intermediate filament protein ON3-like. Gene Ontology annotation, cellular component: keratin filament. The record is from RefSeq and is a predicted model, not a curated record. Gene Ontology annotation, biological process: intermediate filament organization; keratinization. Lineage: Eukaryota; Metazoa; Chordata; Actinopteri; Pleuronectiformes; Pleuronectidae. Gene Ontology annotation, molecular function: structural constituent of skin epidermis.
AUAUCUCUCUCUUUCUGUCUGCUCCCCCCUUUACUCUGUGAAUCUGUUCAGAAAAGCCAUGUCGUACGGCUCUAGUACCAGGGUCAGCAUGGGUUCCGUCCGUACAGGAGGAGGAGGAGGAGGAGGAGGAGGAGGAGGAAGAAGAUCUUUUCCUCACAAUCUGCUAUAGUGAAGGGGGGGUCAGUCCGGCAAAGCUUUUCCUCUGGCUCAAUGCUUAAGUCAAGCAUGGGAGGCAGUGCUUAUGGAGCUGGUGGUGGUGGUGGUAGUUAUGGUGGGGGUGGUUUUGGUGGUGGUUUUGGUGGUGGUGGUGGUUUUGGUGGUGGUGGUGGUUACGGAGGUGGUGGUGGUGGUGGAGGUGGUAGUGUUCUUUUUUCUUCCGGCGGUGCUUAUGGUAGCUUUGGCAUGGUGUGGUGGGGGCAUGAUAGCUCCUACGACCGCAAAUGUCCACGCAACCAGAGCCUGCUGAGGCUCCUGAACUUCUCUUCAUUGACCCCCGACAUUUCGAUUGUCCUGCAUCAAGAGAAAAAUCAGAUCAGGGUUAAACAACCGUCAGCCAGCUUCAUUGACAAGGUGCGAUUCCUGGAGCAGCAGAACAAAAUGCUGGAGACCAAGUGGAGCCUGCUGCAGGAGCAGACCACCUCCCGCUCCAACAUCGACGCCAUGUUCGAGGCCUACAUCGCCAACCUGCGCAGACAGCUGGAUGGACUCGGCAACGAGAAGGUCAAGCUGGAGGGAGAGCUGAAAAACAUGCAGGGACUGGUGGAGGAUUUCAAGAACAAAUAUGAAGAUGAAAUCAACAAGCGUGCUGGUGUGGAAAAUGAGUUUGUGCUCCUCAAGAAGGAUGUAGACGGUGCCUACAUGAACAAAGUUGAGCUAGAGGCCAAGGUUGAUGCCCUUCAGGAUGAGAUUAACUUCCUCAGAAGUGUCUACGAGGCGGAACUGAAUGAACUCCAGGGACAGAUCAAGGACACUUCAGUCAUUGUGUCGAUGGACAACAGCCGCAACCUUGACAUGGAUGCUAUUGUGGCUGACGUCAAGGCACAGUAUGAGGACAUCGCUAAACGCAACCGUGCCGAUGCGGAAUCCUGGUAUCAGCAGAAGUUCCAGGAGAUGGAGAGCAAUGCUGGCUCGGCCGGAGAAGACCUCCGCAACACUAAGAGUGAGAUUGCUGAGCUCAACCGUAUGAUUUCACGCCUCCAGAAUGAGAUUGAGUCAGUCAAGGGACAGCGUGGCAACCUGGAGGCCCAGAUCGCUGAGGCUGAGGAGCGUGGUGAGCUGGCUGUCAAGGACGCCAAGGCCCGUAUCAGGGACCUAGAAGAGGCCCUGCAGAGAGCCAAACAGGACAUGACCCGCCAGGUCCGUGAGUACCAGGAGCUCAUGAAUGUCAAGCUGGCUCUAGAUAUUGAGAUUGCUACCUACAGGAAGCUACUGGAAGGAGAGGAGGACAGAAUUACCGCCGGUCCUGUAAGUGCAACCGUCCAUAUGCAGAGCACAAGCAGCAGCUUUGGUGGUGGUGGUGGCGGCGGCGGCGGUGGCGGCGGGGGCUACGGAGGCGGCGGCGGCGGCUACGGAGGCGGCGGCGGCUACGGAGGCGGCGGCGGCUAUGGAGGCGGCGGCAGCAGCGGCUUUGGAGGCGGCAGCAGCAGCGGCUUUGGAGGCGGCAUGAGCAUGGGAGGAGGCGGCAUGAGCAUGGGAGGAGGCGGGAUGUCAUCAUCAAGAUCCUCCUCCACCUAUUCCUCGUCUGUCCGCCGUCAAUGAAAACAGCAGUUGUCUUCAUCUCCUA